AUGAGACAGACGGAUUCGACAGACAGAUUCGACAGACUUGAUUUGAUCAUGAGACUCCGAGUGGCCACGUCAGACGAGGAGGAAGACUCCUCCGUGUUCAAGGCCGCCAGCCUCGAGGCGGCCGGCCGGCCAUUCGACGGCUCCUGCGCCCAGCGUGCUGCGGAGAUCUUGGCAGAAGCCGCUCCCGAUUGGCUUGAGCUGGACGGGGCCAGCGGCACGGCGUCUUUGGUCUUGUUGCGGCCAGAUGGCAACGCCAGCAAACGUCAUCGCCCAGCGAUGUGCGCUGGAGUGGUUGCGCGUGGAUACUCCUUGGCUUUGCCCGAGGAAGAUGCCACACCAGGUGGUAAGGACGCGGCAAUGAAAAGAUGGAAAUCUGCACAGCAGAACUUCUAUGCGGAUGUCCGUGCUUUAGAGCGGGACCUCUUCUCGAUCCAAGCAUGUAUCCUGGGUCGGCUACGAGAGAUUGCUGAAGAGCAGAGCCGAGAAGGGAAGGAACCAGCGCCUUUGGAUGCCUCGACUCCAACCCUUGCCAGCCAGGGGCAAAACAUGCCAGAGCAGGCAGUCUUGGCGGCAGAUGAGAGCGUCCUGGGCUUCGUGAAAGCAGUUGAGCAGCAUCCGGACUAUCAGCAACAGGUCUGCCAUGUGAAGCACUACCCCACCCGCCCUGCCAAGUUCGCUCGCUUUGAUUCCCUGGUGGAUGAGAAGGGCAGCCCUCUUCUCUCGCCGGAAGCACGUAGCGCGCUGAAGCAGAUGAACAUCGAAGACCUCUUCGAGCACCAGCACACCGCUUUGUGGCUCGAGCUUGCAAAAAAGAAUCCACCACCGUUGACCGUUGUGGAUAACCCUGCCAAGGCACGCCGUCUUGGACUCAGCGGCAGAAGGGAAUUGGGGCAACAAGGGCCAAUCUUGGAACAUGAAGAGGGCCAGCUGCUUGGCUGUGCCUGGCUGCGAGAUCCUCGUAGCCAAGAUGUGGCCCUUGAGGUCUUAAGGGACAUUGAGAGGAGCACAUGGCAGCUGAGCAAGGACUUGCCGCGCCAACUGUCGUCCACCUUCGAGGACCCAGACUUGGGUCGUGGCCUCUCACCAAGACCUUGGUUUCAGGAAGUGGUCGACAGGUACGGCGCGCCUCCCAGACAGCAUCCUCAAAGGUACAAGCUACAUGAUGGGCGGCGCUUGUCAGUCUUGAUGGAGAAUAACACGGUGCCAAUCCGCUUUCACUUGAAUUUUGACACGCUCUAUGAGGAGAAAGUGCAGGCCAACCCCUACACCAAGGAUCGCUACUGCUUCCAGGAGGGCGCAUGGUUUCGCAUUGGUUACCCGGACGAGAAACCUUCUGGUUCAGGGCCGGACGAUUGUGGGGAUCGCACAACGACCUACGUCACCGGCAACAAGUGGUGCAUUUGCACAUCAAAUGAUUUGAUUAGUGACCAGAUGCGUGACUUUGUGAUUCAUGCGACUACGGAAGUGAUGAAGCAAGUGCCGAAGUUCUUCCGAGUGAAUCCGGUUGAGGAACAGCUGCAAUUCCGGAACUUCGAAGGCUCCUAUCCUGCCAUGUGGGAGACUACUGGCCAAACUGGUGUGUGCUGCGACCCUGACUGUCAGAAAGGUUUGCAUGUAGUUGUACCAGAUUCUUUUUGCACGGAGGGUGUCGCGGCCGAUGCUGUGCUGUCAUUGUCCAUGCCACCGCCCAUUCCUGGGGUCGGCGGUGCUGGCACCUUUUGCUCUGCAGAUCAACAUGGACGCCCCACGCACAUGGUCUUCCAAUGGCAUCGCAGGAUCACUCCGGCCCAGUUUGCACAAUCCUCGACUCAGGAGCUGGUUCAACAGUGGCGAGGACUUGUGCUUCACGAGGCGCUUCACGGCCUUGGCUUUGGUUCCGGGCUAUGGCAAAACAGCUAUGACGGGAAUGGGCAACGAAGAGAGAUCAUCAAACAAUUGGAGGUUGAAGAUGAAGACGGUUCGCGAGACUUCAUCUACCACUUCGUGAAAGGCACGCGUGUGUACGAAGUGGCCAAAGCUUACUUUGCCUGUGAGGAGGACGAUCAAUGGCAAGGGUUACCCUUGAUGAGCUGGCCGCCGUCGGGGCGUGACACCCACCAUGAGACGCGGAUUCUGCGAGACGAUGUGAUGUCCUAUGGAAAUAGCCUGGAAGCUGUCUCUGCAGUGACGCUAGCGGCGCUGGAGGAUACGGGACACUACCUGGCCAACUAUAGCAGUGCAGAAUGUAUGUGGUGGGGAAAAGGACGCGGUUGCAGCUUUGUGCUGCAGAGAUGCUCUGUGCGAGCAGCAGGUGAAGUCAUCACCGGCAGCCAGGCAUCCCAGUGCAACCGAGCAUGGUCCUCCAGGUACAGCGCCGGCAACCGCGAGGCCCUGGAAAAGUGUCUUCUGCCAGACUGUCGAAGCAGGACUGUUGGAGGGGUGACAACAUGCGAUGCCGAGUGCUUUACAGGAGACGAUGCAGAAGCAGUUUGCACGAAGGUUCCCAGCGGGCCGGUUGAAGCGGCGGGCUUCGUGGGCUGGGCCCAGGAUCUGGUCUCCGACGUGAUCGGGUAUGACAUCACCUGGGAGUCUUUGCAGAGCGCGGCAUCAGUGAGCAUGGCUCCCUUUUGCCUCCUCAGUGUAUGCUGCCUGGCAAAGUGCUUUGUAUGUCCGCGGAGCAAGCCGGAAAGGUCAAGACUUUUCUUCUAUGUGCUCUCAGUCGUCACGGUUCUUCCGGGCCUGGGGAUUUGUGCGGCUGGUGGAUAUGUUGCGAUCAACUGGGGAGAAUUUGAGGCGUUCUUCACAGUGGAAUUCAUGGCCGGCGUGCUGGCUCUAGGAUUUGCAGUGGUGUUCAUAGCAGGCUUGGGGAUCUAUGCGGUCUAUACGGGAGAUCGUGGCAAACAGAUGUGCUUCUCUGUGCUUCACACCUUGGAAGUGCUCACCUUGUUGGGUACGGUGUUCAUGUCCGCAAAGUUUGCCAUGGAUCUGGACAAGAUGACCAGUGACACCUUAUCGCAGGCUGGUGCUGCUCCGACUGGACUCACCUCAGCUGGAGUGGCCCAGCGGAUGGCCGACCAAGUGAUGAAACGACUCUUGUCCCUGUCUUGCAGAACUUAUCAGGUCUGCUGUGAGGACACGGAGCUCUUGGACUUGCGCGUCGCCAACGGCGCUCCAAGACAAUGCAAGGUUGCCCAUGAGGGAAUGGCAGAUGAUGCAGGAUUCGUUUUGUCUGAUCCAUCCCAUCCGAACUUCUGCCAGGCGGUCUCAGGUAUAAACUCCAGGACGGCCUUCCCGCCAAUGAUCUGUGGCUGGGUGCAGUCUCCGGACUUUAGCAUCGAAAGCUGCAAGCAGGAGUACUGUACGAGUGGCCUUGAAGGAUUGGAAAGCUUCUUAACGGCCGGAGUGGCUAUCUACCGGGAGAACAUGCUUCACUGCGGUCUGGCCGUGGGCUUUCUUCUGGCGAUACAGCUGGUGCAGCUUUUUGUUGUGCUCUGCAUGCGAUCCAAGCGCCGAAGGCAGAGCCGGGUAUCGCCAGAUGGAGAAUCGGACUCUGAAGACUCUGAGGACCUGCAGGCCGUCGUGCCAAAGCCGUCUUUGUUCGGCUCUCGCCGGGGCACGCAGGUGACGACCAUCAACGUGCGUGAGAAGCCGCGCCUGGAGCGGCGAAUCAGCGUGGGGAGUGAUUUGGCCUUCACAGGGACCUACACCGGUGCCGUGGCGUCCGCAAAAGCGGCGGCCAAGCCCAGAUGA
Molecule: messenger RNA, 3729 nt
Organism: Durusdinium trenchii
Lineage: Eukaryota; Dinophyceae; Suessiales; Symbiodiniaceae
Source: the annotation of a GenBank genome assembly